AUGGCGCGUUAUGAAAUGAGACUAUCCUACCGGAUUGGUGCGGCUGCACUUAUCAUCCUCGCCAUCAUCCUCAUUAAACGCCACCUCGACCUCGUCCAGGAUGAUGCGCGCGUUCAGUCCGGCUGGAGUUUCAGCUCCUUCUCCGCCGAAUCUGCAGCGGAUGGCAGCAGCAACAAUGUGAACAGUGGCAACGACGGGGUGUCAACUCCGAAGAACUCGAAACCUAUUCUUACCGGCAGCGACAACAGCAACAGCAAUGGCAAAACCAAAGGCUCCUCCGAUUCGGCCGUCUCGCGUCCACUCUACGAAACCACUCCCAUUAUCGUCCCGAAUGAUCGCGUUAUCGUCAUGGCAAAGUUAUCUACCGAGGACACCAGCUGGGUGAGCAAUGAUCUGGCAGAAUGGCGCAACGUCAUCUACACCGUCGACGACGUGACCGCACCCCGGCACACCCCCAAGAACAAGGGUCGCGAAUCGCUCGCCUACCUCCAAUACAUCGUGGAUCAUUACGACGACCUCCCCAGCACGAUCGUCUUCCUCCACAGCCACAAAGACGGCUGGCCCGGCGCCUGGCACACCGACACCAUGGCCUACAGCAACGUGGAUUCCAUCCGAGCCUUACAAACCGACUUCGUGCAACGAAACGGCUACGUCAACCUCCGGUGCCAGCAGACGCCCGGCUGUCCCGAUGAGAUUCGCCCCUUCCGAGACCCCCCGCAAUUCGGAAAGACGGCGGAGCGCGUGUACGCGCAGGCGUGGGUGGAGCUGUUCAACAACACCAACGUACCGGAUGUGGUUGGAGUGGCGUGCUGCUCGCAAUUCGCUGUGUCGAGGGAGCAGGUCCUCAAGCGGCCAUUGGAGCACUACACGUGGUUCUAUGACUGGGUGUUGAAUACAGGGUUGUCGGAUGAUUUGAGUGCCCAUGUGAUGGAGUAUACAUGGCAUAUUAUUUUUGGAAAGGAUCCGGUCUACUGCCCCGACGCCUAUCAGUGCUACCAGGAUGUCUACGGCAAUCCUUAUUUCUGGUGA
Messenger RNA from Aspergillus niger, 1029 nucleotides. RefSeq lists its product as uncharacterized. The transcript is spliced from 4 exons. The coding region runs from base 1 to 1029 and encodes 342 amino acids. The record is from RefSeq and is a predicted model, not a curated record. NCBI's taxonomy places the organism in Eukaryota, Fungi, Ascomycota, Eurotiomycetes, Eurotiales, Aspergillaceae.